AUGGGGUUCGAUCCUGCGCGCGUGACCGAACUGGUGAUGAAGAUGGCUCGUGAGUUCAAGGUUCGUGACAUGGGCCGCCCCUCCUAUUUCCUUGGCAUAGAGACGGUGGCUCAUGGCGAUGGUAUGCUCUUGUCUCAGGGACGCUACAUGAAUGACAUUUUGAAGCGUAACAGCAUGGUUGAUUGCAAAGCCUUAGCCACUCCUGUCUCGCUCGUUCAGUCUGACGAGGUGUCUGAUGUGCCCUAUGCUGAUCCGAUGCAGUACCGUAGUCUUGCGGGUGCUCCACAAUAUCUUACGGUAACCCGUCCUGAUCUCUCAUUUGCUGUGAAUAGGCUUUGUCAGCAUAUGCACUCUCCUACCACAACACAUUGGAGCAUGUUGAAGCGGGUGUUGCGGUAUGUUAAAGGUACGGUUCAUUAUGGCCUUCGGAUUGGUAAGUCCCAGUCACUUGGUGUUCAUGCCUUUUCUGAUUCGGAUUGGGUUGGUGAUCCAAAUAACCAAAAGUCUACGAGUGGGUUCACAGUGUUCUUAGGCGCCAAUUUGAUCUCUUGGACCUACUGGAAGCAGCGUAUUUUGGCUCGCUUGUCAACUGAGGCUGAGUACAAGGCUUUAACGGAUGUUUCUCCGGAGGUCACGUGGUUGGUAUCUCUUAUAAAGGAACUUGGCUUGCCUCCGGUUUCUUCUCCUAAGUUAUGGUGUGAUAACUUAGGUGCAACUUAUUUCUGUACUAACCCGGUGUUUUAUCCGCGAACGAAGCAUGUGGAAAUAGACUACCACUUUAUUCGUGACAAGGUGUCCAAGAAAGAAAUCCGGGUGAAUUUCAUUUCCACUAAGAAUAUGGAAUAA
Molecule: messenger RNA, 846 nt
Organism: Ipomoea nil (Japanese morning glory)
Lineage: Eukaryota; Viridiplantae; Streptophyta; Magnoliopsida; Solanales; Convolvulaceae
Exons: 1
Coding region: 1-846 (281 amino acids)
Source: RefSeq, a predicted model, not a curated record